Messenger RNA from Durotheca rogersii, 2975 nucleotides. RefSeq lists its product as uncharacterized. The record is from RefSeq and is a predicted model, not a curated record. Lineage: Eukaryota; Fungi; Ascomycota; Sordariomycetes; Xylariales; Xylariaceae. The transcript has a single exon. Bases 147 to 2558 code for a protein of 803 amino acids.
UAAUCCGCGCCCAUGGCGACAAUCAUCCCGCGGCGACCGUCACCUAGAAUCGUCGAUAGCCACACGCAACUGCGCACAUCGAUAUAGCUUCGCCAACGAGACUUCCCCCCUCUCGUUUUUCAGAGUUACUCCUGCCUGUCGGAAACAUGACCUUGUGGCCUUUCCGCCGCAAAGGCUCACGCACACACUCAAAAACGCCGGGCCCCGAUUCUGAUGCCGAAACCUCAAGACGCGGGCGCCAAGAAAAACCACCGUUGCGGAGCCAGACCGAACCAUACACCACGGUUACGAUUUCCGGUCCUGUGGGGGCGAAUCGAGAUGGGCCUGCCAAGUUGCGCCGGCGUCCUCGUACCUAUAGCUUCUCCCCGGGGCGUCAAGAUUCUCUACGCGUCGCAAAGGGCAAGAAAGGGCCAGUCUCAUCCAUGCCUCCGAGUGCCAUCCCCGCAGCUGCAGCUCAGGGCCGCAGGAAUCAUGUGCCCCCAACGGGGUCUAAUGAGGACGCUGCAAUUCGAGUGCCUACCUUACAUCACGACAACUCUGGGAAUAAGCGAAGAGGCCAGCCUCUACCGCGCAAGAAAUCCAGCAAGCGACGUAAAGAAGAUCAUGCCCGAGAGGCCGAGAUCAAGGCAAUGAGUCAGUUUAUGCCGGUGCGCCCCGCUACCGACUUCUGGACAGCAGGCCGCCCGAUGAAGAAGGAGAGCAAACGAAUAAGGGCGGGGUUCAAUAGGGGGAGUUGCGAUGAGCCCUCCGACAUUUCGCUGCCCGUGCUCAGUUCUAUUCAUUCGGCCAUGUCGUCAGAUUCGGAACACCUCUCCUGGAAGGUAUCUGCCCUGGACGCACUUGCGCCGCGCCCAACGCUUCGAUGUUCCACGAACCCCAUAUAUGGCCCGGUAGCCGCCGCGGCGCUGACGCGAUCUCAGUCGACGAGGCGGAAGCUUAUGGAUAGGGGCACAAUACCGGAGGCGACACUGAAGGCUCACAAGCGGGUUGAUAACUUGGCGGACGAUCUAGAUUCGGCAGACCUGCGACAGCUUAUGGAGCGAGACCAACGAAGGAGGGAGAGGAAGAAGGAGAAGGAACGGGAGAGGGUAGAGCGGCGGUUAGCUAGGAGAGCAGAAAGGCAGCGCGCAGAAGAGGCUGCAGCUGCCAAGAGCGGUACCCCGCCGCCUCAAAACCUGGAGAGGGGUGUGCUGGGUCGUGAAAGCAUCAUUGCCGGAUGUGAUCCAGCUUCGGUGGUUGUCACCUCGUCGAGAAUGAGGUCAUCAAACGACUCGAACCGUAGGCAAGAUAGCCAACAAGACGAACCGGAUGUCCGCGGCGAUUCUCCUAAGCCGUUGGAGGAAUUCCACCGUACGGACAGCAUCCCACUCGAGCCGGCCACCCCUGCCCAGGACGUUGACGCCAAGUGCAAAGCUGCGCCGGCCGUAGGGGGACCACCCUCGACGCGCUCGUUGAGUCCCAAGAUUUUGAAUUUCAUCCAACCUAGAAAGUCGCGGUCAAAAUCGCCGAAGAGUUCGGUUCGGGCGAGGUCCGAAUUCGAAACGCCGUCGCCUUCGCGGGCGAAACCGGAGGAUGCGGACUCCAGUCAGAGGACGUCUGGUAGCGGAUCGUCGAGGUCGUGGAAGUUAUUCUUCAAGUGGGGAAAGAACAAACGUGGUUCUGGCCCUUCGUCUUUCUCGAACACUUCGCGAGAUUCGAUGUCGGCGGGCCCACCGCCAGUCCACACGAAUUACAUUCAGGCUCGACGAAUGAACUCGAACAUCCCCAAGAGAACGAUGUCACGCUUCCGGGAGGACCUCCCGGAGUUACCACUCUCUCCUCCAGAUUCUCGUGUCGCAUCUCCCGAAGCUGACCCGCUACCUGUCGACCCUUUACCCGCGAUUCCCGAUGAUGUGCAAAUGCGGUACGAUACACCCAAUUCCGGCCAUCGGUCCCACGAAGCCAUGCGAGCAACCCCUAUUUCGUGGCAUCGUGAUGAAGCGCAGCCUUCACCAGCACCACAGUCCAUGUCACUCGCCUCCAUCGAUUCAGAGGCCUCUUGGCUCUCUGGCCGGAUCGGUAGGAAUCGGGCUUCAUCAGGCAUGCGAAACUCUGUUCAACAGCAUACUCAACCCGCGAUCCCAGGCGGAUCUGAGGGGCGACCUUCCUACGACCAAAAUAUUGUCGAAGACGAGUAUAUGAACAGUGUCGUUCCUACCCAGUCGCAUCGCAAGUCCACGGGUGAAGCUCGUCCUAGCAGCGACGAAGAUUACGAGAACGAAGCUAAGUGGGGUUCGGUUGACCAUAUCCCGACUGUCACGCAUCAUACAGACACCAUGAGGAGCCGGGAAGGCCUCCUGCUCCAGUCACUCGAUGAUGAUGAUGAUGAGAAGGGAGCCAGCAGAAACAGUGAUGAUGCGGAGGACCACAGCCCCGUCCAACCACAAAAGGCGAUGAGUGUUAGCCUCGCAAAGGGUCACGCGCGGAAUUUCAGUGCGGGCAGUGCUAAGCUACUUGAAAUCUCGCCCCGAGCCUCGGGAGAAAACCAAAGAGGUCUGCUCGAACACGGCACUCAGUAGUUUGGUAUAUUGACCCGGACGGGCUGGUGCAAUUGGUACUUGGGGACUAGUGGCCGGUCACAUACCACCAACCUCAGGCACGAUCUAAGACAGGAGACACGACUGCCAAUCAUUUCUCAAUUUCCUUGCCUCAUUUCUACGACGUCAGAAGAGUUCAUCUCGACGGCCCUCAUUUACAUUUCCUCGCUUUGUCAGAUACCGACCUUAUUCGUUCACUACAACUUUUCUUUGGUUUCCCAACCCGAAAAUCUUUCAAAAAAAUUGAUGAAAAUAUCAGAAAAGAAACAAGUCUGUCUCCUAAGUCGAAUAUCGAGGCCGGCACCCUUGGUAUGAGGUCAAUCCAAGCCACCACAUUAACACCAAUACCCUCCGAGCUUCACAUAGCCAAUACUGGCUCUUCUCCGGCCAUUGCCUUAC